Telopea speciosissima is the source of this 1464-nucleotide messenger RNA. Its product is annotated as anthocyanidin 3-O-glucosyltransferase 2-like. Gene Ontology annotation, molecular function: UDP-glycosyltransferase activity. The transcript has a single exon. The coding region runs from base 1 to 1422 and encodes 473 amino acids. NCBI's taxonomy places the organism in Eukaryota, Viridiplantae, Streptophyta, Magnoliopsida, Proteales, Proteaceae. The record is from RefSeq and is a predicted model, not a curated record.
AUGGCUAAGAAAGCAGAGCUUGUGUUCCUUCCAUCUACACUUCCAGGCCACAUAGUUUCAGCAAUUGAGCUUGCAAAGCUUCUUAUCGCUCGAGAUGAUAGCCUUUCUAUAACAAUUCUCCUCAUCAAAUUUCCCAAAACUCCCAACUUCAAUGCAACAGGAAUUAGGUUCAUCGACCUGCCUCAGCUAGACCCACCUUCACCCAAUACAGCUCAAACCCCAGAAGCCAUCAUAUCAAUCUUCAUGGAAAACCACAAACCACUCGUCAAAGACACAAUAACCCAACUCUUCUUUUCCUCCUCCUCCGACUUUGAUUCUAAAGGAACUCGGUCUCGACUCGUUGGGUUAGUCAUCGAUUUCGUCUGCACCACCAUGAUUGAUAUAGCCAACGAACUCGGUGUCCCUUCCUACCUCUUCUUCACUUCUACGGCAUAUAUGUUGGGUCUUAUGCUUCACCUCCCAGUUCUCGAUGCCCAGAUACACACCGAUUUCAAGGACUUGGCCACCGAGUUGAGCAUCCCGAGUUUUAUUAGCCCAGUCCCUCCACAAGUCUUGCCUCUGCCAAUGUGGACCAGAAACCAGUACGGGUACACUUGGUACCUCAACCAUGGUUGCAGAUUCAGGGAAGUAAAAGGUAUUAUCGUAAAUACAUUUGCCGAGUUAGAACCCUAUGCGGUUCACUCGUUAACCUCUGACGGUCGAACCCCACCUUUGUACCCAGUUGGACCGUUGCUUGAUAUCCAGGGUCAGAUCCUAAAUCCUGAUCAGACCGAUUUCGAGAACAUCAUGAGAUGGCUGGACGAUCAGCCCACGUCAUCCGUGGUAUUCCUAUGCUUUGGCAGCUCUGGGAGCUUCAGUGCACCGCAGAUAAAGGAGAUAGCUCUCGGGCUCGAGCGUAGCGGUCACCGGUUCCUGUGGUCGAUUCGAGAGCCACCACAAGAUAGACUUGCCCUUCCGGGUGAUUACACAAAUCCCGAAGAGGUUCUGCCAGAGGGGUUCUUAGAUCGGACGGCAGGGAGAGGGAUGGUAUGUGGAUGGGUCCCACAAGUGGCUAUGCUGGCCCACCGUGCGAUAGGUGGGUUCGUGUCACAUUGUGGGUGGAACUCGAUAUUGGAGAGCUUGUGGUUUGAUGUGCCGAUCGCAGCGUGGCCACUGUACGCAGAGCAGCACCUGAAUGGGUUCGAGAUGGUGAAGGAGUUGGGAGGGUUAGCAGUGGAGUUGAAGAUGGAUUUUAGGGGAGGGGAUGAUGAUUUGGUGAUGGCGGAGGAGGUUGAGAUAGCAGUGAGGCGUUUGAUGGAUUCAGAUUGUGAGGUGACAAAGAAGGUAAAGGAGAUGAGUGAGAAGAGCAGGAGAGCUUUGAUGGACGGUGGAUCUUCAUUUAUUUCAUUGGGACGCUUGAUUAAGGAUCUAAUGGAGAAUUGAGAAACUGGGAAUCGAGGUAGGUAAGCACCAGUGCGAUCGCUU